ACUUUCAAAACGAGGACUUGAUUAAUGGCCGAAAAGACGCCAAAAGAAGAUUGAUUUUUGGAUAAUAUACAUCUAUUGACAAUUUACUGCAGAUAUGGCAUCAAAAGAUGCAACAAUUAAUGCUGCCAGAGGACUUGUAAAGUUUAUCAAUCAAGCUCCCUCUCCGUACCAUGUUGUUGAUUUAUGUCGAAAAACUCUGACAGAAGCCGGAUUUGUUGAGCUUAGUGAAAAACUGGAUUGGAAGCAAAAUCAACUUAAAGUAAAUGGGAAGUAUUUUUUGACAAGAAAUCAAUCGACCAUCAUUGCUUUUGCUGUUGGUGGUAAAUACCAGCCAGGAGGUGGCUUUAGCAUUGUUGGGGCUCACACAGACAGCCCUUGUUUAAAGGUGAAACCAAGAUCAACAAAGAAAAGCAAUGGCUUUCUGUCUGUAGGUGUUGAAUGUUACGGUGGGGGGAUUUGGAAUACUUGGUUUGAUAGAGAUCUGACUGUGGCAGGAAGAGCUAUAAUCAAGACAGGUGACAAGCUAGUGCACCAGUUGGUUAACAUUGAGCAACCCAUCCUCAGGGUCCCACAUUUAGCCAUUCAUCUUCAAAGAGAUAUCAAUGACAAGUUUGGUCCAAACAAGGAGUCACAUAUCCUGCCUGUCCUUGCAACAGCAGCAAUGACACAGCUAAAUCAGCCUAAAGCUACUGAUGAGCAAGCAUCGGGCAAGAACAAUGGACAAAAAUGCCAAGCAGAAAAACACCAUUCAGUUCUUAUUGAUGCCAUUUGCAACAAACUUGGCUGCAAAAAAGAAGACCUCUUAGAUAUGGAACUUUGUCUUGCUGAUACGCAGCCAUCUGUUAUUGGAGGACUUAUGAACGAAUUUGUUUUCUCACCAAGAUUGGAUAAUCUUUUCAAUGUUUACACAGGCCUUCAGGGCUUGUUGGAAUCACUGAAGAAUGACACACUUGCAUCAGAGAGUAACAUUCGCAUGGUAGUUUUUUAUGACAAUGAAGAGGUCGGGUCAGAAAGUGCUCAAGGAGCUGGCUCAGCAUUGACAGAGCUUGUCAUGAGAAGGAUUGUUGAUGCUAUUGGUGGUGAUAGUCAGUACGAAAGAACCAUUGCAAAUUCAUACCUGAUCAGCGCAGACCAAGCACAUGCAGUCCAUCCAAAUUACUCUGAGAAACACGAGGAAAACCAUAAACCUGCUUUUCAUGGAGGACCUGUCAUUAAGUUCAACUCAAAUCAGAAAUAUGCAACAACAGCAGUUACAGCUAGCCUUUUGAGAGUGGUUGCAGAGAAAGCCGACAUUCCAUUACAGGAUGUUGUUGUGCGUAAUGACAGCCCUUGUGGUAGCACUAUUGGGCCUAUUAUUUCAGCCAAAGUUGGACUAAGAACUGUUGAUAUUGGAGGUCCAAUGCUGAGUAUGCAUUCAAUACGAGAAAUGUGUUGCACCAGUAGUGUUGCUCAGUCAAUUUCAUUGUACAAGGCAUUUUUUGAAGAAUUUUCUGCAGUAGACGCCUCUCUUGAAAUGGAAUAAUCUGGUAUUCAUUCCCCAAGAUUGACUGCAUUAUAACAUUGUUAGAUUAUGUCAAUAACAAAAUUGGAGUAGGUGUCAAUUUUUUCAGAUUUACCAAGAAAGAUUAGAUUUUUUCAAGUUUAA
Messenger RNA from Rhopilema esculentum, 1645 nucleotides. Its product is annotated as aspartyl aminopeptidase. Lineage: Eukaryota; Metazoa; Cnidaria; Scyphozoa; Rhizostomeae; Rhizostomatidae. Gene Ontology annotation, molecular function: aminopeptidase activity; zinc ion binding. The record is from RefSeq and is a predicted model, not a curated record. Gene Ontology annotation, biological process: proteolysis.